This is a messenger RNA of Cutaneotrichosporon cavernicola, 849 nucleotides long. RefSeq lists its product as uncharacterized. NCBI's taxonomy places the organism in Eukaryota, Fungi, Basidiomycota, Tremellomycetes, Trichosporonales, Trichosporonaceae. The record is from RefSeq and is a predicted model, not a curated record. The transcript is spliced from 5 exons. Gene Ontology annotation, biological process: protein N-linked glycosylation. Gene Ontology annotation, cellular component: membrane; oligosaccharyltransferase complex. The coding region runs from base 1 to 849 and encodes 282 amino acids.
AUGCGAGGAUUCCGCCCAGCAGCCGCGCUCAUCACCCUCUUGAUUCCUUCCGCUCUUGCAAACCUCAACAUUAGUGGUGCGCGCGCAGUCGCGACGGACAACAAGGGCGCCGAGAAGUCGUAUACAAUUAAGGACGGCAAGUGGGCUGAGCCUGUCGCUCUCUCUCCCGCCGCGACAUUUAAGCUCACCUUCACCGUGACGGAUGGGGACUCUGGUGUCGCGCCGCAGCAGGCCUUCAUCGUCUUCCGGGAUACGCGUGACGACGAGUCUGCACCUGUGACGCUCCAGCUGGGCGUCAAGCCGACCGGCAAGACGACAUACUACAUGGACACGGCCAAGAUUCCGCAGGCGCUCUCGCAUACCUCUGGCGCGCUCGAAGCGUCCCUGAUCCUCUCGAACGGUGUGGAGGGUUACAAGACGACGCUCGGCGCGUUCUCGCUUCCCGAGUCGUCUUUAUCCGAGAAGCCGGCUCCCCGGACACUUGGGAACGGGAUCCACAUGUCCCCGCAGCCUGAGAUUACGCACACGUUCCAGUCCGACGAGAAGGAGAUUCCCGCGAUCAAGGCGACCCUUGGCGCGUUCGCCGUUGUCGCGCCGUGGAUGACCCUCGUCGCUCUCAUUGGUGCCGUGUGGCCCGGCCUGCAGGUCAAGACCCCACCGACUGUGAUGUACGCGUGGUUCGUGUGCCUCGUCGCGCUGGAGGCGCUCAUCCUGCGCUACUGGAUCGGCCUGCGGCUGUACCAGCUCCUUCCUCCGUUCAUCGUGCUUGGAGCCAUCACGGCGUACGUCGGCACCGUUGCCCUCCGCUCUUCGCGCGUUGAGCGUCUUAAGGCUGGCGGCGCACCCUAG